AUGGAGCUGGGCAGUUGGCGUGGUUCCGAGGAGAGCAGCAUGGUUCGGAGGCCUGGAAUGUGCACGAGAAGCCCCGUUUACCGUGUGCGUUCCUUCUUGCCACGGACAGAUGUCGAAACCCUUUGCGAUUUCCUGGCCGGAGCGGACGACUAUGACAUCGACUCUGACUCGGUGGAUGCACAGCCCACCUUUGAGUUUUAUCCCUUCCAGAAGGGCCAGUGGUGCAACGAUGCUUUGCGGACAUUGCUUGCGGACUUUGUUGAGAACAGGCUGCUGCCGUAUGUGCGGCAGCGGUAUGGUUUGGAGACCAUUGCACUUUCAGAAAUCCUGGUCCGCAGAUAUCUCCCCAAGGAGAGGCGCACGCAUGCGGCGCACUACGAUGGCCACGCUUUCGCCACGGCGGUGCUGGGCCUCACGGAGCCUUCGGAAUACCAAGGAGGCCUCUACCUGCAGCCUGGGCCCCAUGUCUCCACCCGGAGAAUUGUUCGCCUGGAUCCAGGAGAUCUCUUUGUGCACUCUUUCAACCUGCAACACGGUGUGGAGGUGGCUCAAGGCAGCCGCUAUAGCUUGAUCUUCUGGCUCAAGGACUCCCCGAUGGCGGUGGCAGAGGGCACCACCCCGUGGUAUGCCGCGGGAGCCUUUGGAGCCUUUGGAGCCCAGGAUGCCGACGCAUUGUACAACCUUGGGGUGCAGCACCAGCUGGGCCUACAUGGGAAGGAUGUGGACCCGGCAAAGGCCCUCGAAGCCUACCUGUGCAGUGCUGAGCUUGGCCACCACUUCUCCCAGAACAACCUGGCUCUCCUUUACCAAGAGUAUCCGGAGCUGGCCUCCGAAGGCUGCGGGACUGCGAUGACCUGGAUGCGCCGCGCCGCUGAGUCGGGGUUCGCUGUGGCACAGAAGAAUCUGGGCACGAUGCUAAUGGAUCUAGAGGAGGGAAAUUCAGUGGUUGCCGCGGAGUCACACCAGUGGCUGCGGCGAGCAGCGGCGCAGCGUGAGCCUGAGGCGGCAUUCUUCCUGGGGGAAAUUUACCGCCAAGGGCUCGGCGUACCCCCGGACCGAUCUGAAGCGGAGAGCUGGUAUCGGGCGAGUGCGGAGCUGGGAUGCCCCCGGGCAUUCACAGAGCUGGGCAUGCUGGACUAUGAGAGUGGCUGCUUCGCCGAUGCUGAGCGUCAGUUUGAGGCGGCAGUGCAUGGCGGCGACGUGGAGGCCUGGGGAUAUCUGGCAACAGUGCGGAUGUGCUUGGGCAAAUGCAGCAGCGCUGUGGCGAUUUGGAAGCAUCUGGCCGCGCAUGGGGAUGCCGAGGCCCAGUUUCACCUCGGGACUUGUUUUUUACGCGGCAGCGGUGUCGGAAUGGACAAGCAGAAGGCGCUGCAACACCUGGAGACCUCGUGUGCAGCUGGCAAUGAGAGGGCGAAAGCGCUGCUGCGGGAGCUCGAGGGAGAUCGAAAACAGAAUGGUUUGGUCAGGUCGGCCAACAUGAAACGAGAAGUAAAGGGGAAGGGCUCGGAGGGAUGGAAGGCACAGUCGGACAACAAAGUCGGCAUCGCCCAGGCUGCACAGGAACUGUCAGACGAGCUCUCCGAAAUAGAGUCGGCUAUUGACGAGGAUGCCGAUCCGAGCUACUCAGAGGACUUUGCCGACGGGACGGGCACAGGAACCCUGGACCGGAGCGAGCCCAGGCAGAGUGUCGCUGCCUCGCCCCUCGCUUCUCCCCGCAGCCGGACCUCGGAGAAGGACGCCAGCUACUCAGAAGACUUUGCGGAGGCCACGCUCGAGGCCACCUUGGAGGAAGCUUUGCCAUCGGCAGAGGUCCAGCACCCGGCUUUGAACAGGCGGCAGGAGAUCGCUUUACGCCAGCAGGCCGAUGCAAAGAGGACAGUGAUCGUGCCUGCGGUUUCCGACGAAGAUGACAUUGAAGAAGAGGAUAUUCCGGAAGGUGGAGACUUCAGUGAAGACGACCUCGAGGCCUCCGGCUCAAUGUACGAUCCCGAGGCUAGGCGCAGAGAGAUGGAGAAAGAGGCACAGAGGCAAGAGGAGGAGGAGCGACUUCGCAAGGAACAGGAGCAAGCCGAACAGGCGCGCAAGCAGCGGGAGAUCGAUGAGGCCAACCGCCGACUGGCGGCGGAAAGGAAGCGCAAACUCGAGGAGGAGGAGGAGGCAAAAAGGCGCGUGGAGGAAGAAGCUUAUCGAAAGAAACAGGAGGAAGAGCUCCGCCGAGCUGAGGCUGCCCGGAAGGAGGAGGAGCAGCGCAGGAAGACUGAGGAGGAGGCCAGGAAGAGGGAGGAACAACGCCAGAAAGCUGAGGAAGAGGAGCGAAAGCAAGCCGAGGAGGAGAUCAGGAAACGGGAGGAGGAGGAGGAGCGAAAGAAAGCUGCAGAAGAGAGCAGGAAGAGGGAGGAGGAGCAGGGAAAGAAAGUCGAGGAGGAGAUGAGGAAACGGGAAGAGGAGGAGCGAAAGCAAGCCGCGGAAGAGAGCAGGAAAAGGGAGGAGGAGCAACGAGCGAAAGCCGAGGAGGAGAUGAGGAAACGGGAAGAGGAGGAGCGAAAGCAAGCCGCGGAAGAGAGCAGGAAAAGGGAGGAGGAGCAACGAGCGAAAGCCGAGGAGGAGAGGAGGAAACGGGAGGAGGAGGAGGAGGAACGAAAGAAAGCCGAGGAGGAAGCCAGGAAACGGCGCGACGAGGAGGAAGAACGCGGUGAAGCUGGUGAAGCUGCGGAGAUCAAGAGGAGAAAGCAGGAAGAUCCAGGACAGGCUGAGCCUGCCCCACUGGACGACGCUCGAAGUAAAGACCGGCUGGUAGCUUCGAGCACUUCGAGCACGUCGAGCACGUCGAAGGAAGGGGCACCGGCAUCACCGGCAUCCAAGAAGCUGUGUGAAGAGAACAGCAUUGCAGACGGUGCUAGGACUGCUAUGAGGGACCAGCCAGCCGGGCAAGCACGCGACAACAGUGAGCUGUUGAAGGGCACGGUUAAUGGCUUCGAGGACUCUCCUACCCGCCCUGGGUUGCGCCGCUUCUCUGGAGCUUGGAUUCAGACGGAGCUGGACCUUGCAAGUGCUCCGGUCGAUCAGGUAUAUGAGGGUGGGGAAAGCCAGGCAAGCCAUGUUGGCCCUGAGCUGCCGAAGCACCUUGGCUCUCCGCAGUGGGAUUCGAGGGAUGCUUGGUCGUCGCCUAAGCACAGGCAGAUGCAGUGGAAUCGCGAUUACCGAAGCCGCCAGAGAGACCAAACAGACCAGACGGAGGAGACAAACCAGAGGUGGUCGUGGGAGGCCAACUCUGGCCACACGGACUGGGAAGAGUGGCGACACGAUGAGCGAAAUGGAGACGAAAGCGGCGAAUGGCGAAGAAAGCGGCGAAAUGGGGAUUGGUGGGACUGGACCGACUCGACAUACUCGGCCGACUGGGCCGAACCGCGCCGCUCUGAGGACGUCCGUCUGCUGUUUGAGGCAAACGGACGCCAAGGAUGGGAGCGCUUCAGCGGACAAGAUGCCGCGACCUGGAGCCAAAGACGUUCUAGGGCCAUGUGGCAGGAACCGGAGGAACCGGAGAGCCCUGGCCAGCGUUGGCAUGGGAAGAGCCGGUCCGGGCAGGCAGACAGAGAAGGUCUCUGGAGCCAGCUCGAGGAGUUGGAUCGGGAGCGGGCGCACCGCAGCCCGAGCCACGCCUCCGGACUGUGGCAGCCUCCGCCACGUGCAUGGGAAUCACACUUCGCCGAUCUGCCCUCUGGGCACAGGCCGUCUGACAGGGUCUCGGCGCCACACCAGCCACCAGGCUUCUACGGCCACCCCACGCCCUUCGGCGUACUGUAUCCGUGGGGCUUUGCUGGCUACUCGGUCCCAGCACCAGGACCUUGGAAGCAGCCCAUCGUGGAUUCCUUGACCUUGUCGCCAACAGGCUCGCGCCCGGCUGCCAGCCCAAACACCCCCGGGCCUCCGCCGGCAGCCUCUGAUCGGCAGCUGGAGCCACGACCCAGGGCCUGGUCCGGGUUGGACAACGUUGAGCAACGUGCUCCGUUGCCCUCAGGAGCGACCACCGAUCCUUUGCCGGUUGAGGUGCCACCACCACCAGGGCCGAGCGUGUUGGAAACGACGCUGGCCCUCGGCUCUCGCGACCUGGACUUUCAGGAGUCCUUAGUUGGCUCCCUUGCGGCCGUCGUGGAUGAGAUGCUUCAGUUCAAGUACGGCUGCAGCAUUGACACCGUGGACUACCGGACCAAACUCCUGGGAUUUUGUGAUGCAACGCUUUGCUCCAUACCGCGCCUGGUGGAGUUUGCAAAUUCCCAAAAGGACUUCUUCGCACUCACUGCAUUCGCUGGCAACGACCCGGAGAACAACCGGGAGAUGCAGAUGCGACUGCGGCUGACGUGCCAAGAGCUUGCUUCCUUUGGUGACCUUUCUCAGAGGCUCCGGCUGCUGGCCGGUACCGCUAGCGCUGUGGUGAUCAUCUCCACCCGCGGCGGCUACGCUGUGCAGGCGCUGGCCGCAUUCCGCACAAGCUGCAGCGACGCGCGCUGUGCUGUGGGCCGCUGCCCCGCACGCGGCCGGGUCUUGGAGCACUUCUCUGCCGAGGAGUUCUGCAGCGCUGUGGCCCUGGAGCCCGUGAUCCUUUCCCAGGCACCUCUCGGCAGCGCCUUCGCAAGCGAUCCGCCGGCGCUGACAGAGGAGUUCCGGAACCUUCAGCAGCUGCUGGAGGGGCGCCAGGGCCCCUUAAGUCGUGUUGCAAAGCCGCUGUCUCCGCAGCUGCUGGCGGCGCUCCACGCCCGGGCGCCAAACGCUUUGGCGUUCCGGCAUGUGGCUGUUGCCUUGGCAAGCACUGAUGUGCAGCCAGAGGUGGUCGGAGAGCUUUUCCGCAGGUUGGUCGAGUGGUUUCGCAUCAAGUCCUUGUCUGCCGCACAGACGGCGCUGGCCGAGGCCCCGGCGCACGUGGCGCUGGUGGCUUGCCUUCGAAGGUCCGUGGAGAGGCACGACCUCUGCGAACUCGGCUGCCAGCUCCUUGCCCGUGCCGCACGGCACCACGUGGAGAACGCCGCCGCAUUCGUCAGAGCUGGUGCGCCUCAGCUUGUCUGCCAGAUACUGGGGAGGCACUUCGACUUCAAGGAGGUGCAGAGACAUGGGCUCCAGGCCAUCGCUAUCUUGGCCCACUACGGCGGCUGGAUGCCAAGAUUGGGAGCACGGCUCAUGGUAUCGGUGUUGGCCAUCAAGUUGGCUCCGUCCCGCUGCCGACAUGUUUUGCUGCCGACGCAGGAGCCCGGCAGACCUGACGCAGCGGCUGUCACCCAGCUCUGCGCCAGAGGUUGCGGCCCCUGCAACGAGUGCCCCACAGUCGACGGAAGGGAGGAUGUGCCCCAUCACAGGCCUGGAAGGCUCGCAGCCCAUUCAACAAGAAUCAAGAAUGUCAAGCCUGAGCAGAUGAAGAGUGUAGGGUAUAAGGCUUGGUCAGCCCAGACUUUAUGCUUCAAGCUCUAA
Messenger RNA from Symbiodinium natans, 5460 nucleotides. NCBI's taxonomy places the organism in Eukaryota, Dinophyceae, Suessiales, Symbiodiniaceae. The record is from the annotation of a GenBank genome assembly.